AUUGGGACUCUUCAAGGAAACACAAGUGUUGCCCCUGCAAGUCUUAGCUAUUUUGAGGUGCUUUGUCUUCCUCUCUCAUUUCUCUUAUCUUCUUCUCCCUUGCAUUUUCGAAGCUUCUCGACUGCUCAUAUAAAAUUUUCCAAUUCGAAAUUUGGGCUAGGGUUUCCAAAGCUUGAACGUAGUAGGCCAUUUUCAAUGAAACAGGUAGCUCGAAGCUCAGCUUAGGGUUUCGCUUCUCUGUGACGGCCGGUCGGCCGGUGCGGUUAAGGUUUUUGAAUGGCGGCUGCAAAUCCACAGCCACUGCAGGCGCGUCCUUAUGAAGAACACUUGCGAGCGCCGAUACAGAUUGAGGACGAAGACGGUGGAGAGUACGAGGACGGUGACGCUAUGGAUGACGUCGAAGAGGCGCACAUGAAUUCCGGUGUGAACGUGGCAGAGCAUCGCGGCGGAGUUGGAGGUGGAGCUGGUGUGGUUAUGGCGUCGAGGACAAGUGAACUUACUCUCUCUUUUGAAGGAGAGGUGUAUGUUUUCCCUGCUGUUACCCCUGAGAAGGUGCAAGCAGUGCUUUUGCUUCUGGGUGGACGAGACAUUCCCACUGCUGUACCUGCUAUUGAAGUACCCUUUGAUCAAAAUAACAGGGGCGUAGGUGACACACCAAAGCAUUCAAAUCUUUCACGAAGAAUAGCCUCCCUUGUUAGGUUUCGUGAGAAACGGAAGGAGAGAUGUUUUGACAAGAAAAUAAGAUACACUGUGCGAAAAGAGGUGGCACAAAGGAUGCACCGCAAGAAUGGGCAGUUUGCAUCCUUGAAAGAAAGUUCAGGUGGUUCAAGUUGGGACUCUGCACCGAGUUGUCUACAGGAUGGCACUCCUUGUCCUGAAACUUUUGUUUGGAGAUGCCAACAUUGUGGUGUUAGUGAAAAUAAGACUCCCGCAAUGCGUCGUGGGCCCGCUGGACCAAGGACAUUAUGUAAUGCAUGUGGCCUGAUGUGGGCGAAUAAGGGAACACUGAGGGACCUACGCAAAGGAGGAAGGAAUGUUCCUCCAGAACAAAUUGAACCCGAAACCCCGAUUGAUGUCAAGCCUCCUAUCAUGGAAGGAGAAUUUUCAGGCAACCAGGAUGAACAUGGAACUCCUGAAGAUCCUUCUAAAGCUGUAACUGAAGGAUCCAACAAUCCCUCUGUUAAUCCAGAAGUAGUUUUGCAAGAAGCUACUGAAGAUCUUACUAGCACUUUGCCAAUGGGAGUUGUCCACUCUUCGGCAGAUGAUGAUGAGCAGGAGCCCCUGGCUGAGCUUGGUAACCCUUCAGAUACAGAAUUGGACAUACCUGCUAAUUUUGAUUAGAAGAGGGCAAUGCUACUGAUACCUCAUAAGGAUGGGUAAUUAGCAAAUUGAGUUAUAACUAGAAACGGGCAUGAUUUUGGAUCCCCAAGUAUAAUCAUCUGAAGAGGGGAGAAGAUUUGAUGCUGCUUUCAGCUAACUCCAAAAUAGCAGGCGAUACUCCUUGUUGAUAUUAGUGCUGGAUCUUGUUUCUUUAUGAUUUGUUAGCAGAUAUGAGGAGCGCUAGUGAAUUAAGCAGAAUGUGAUUAAUUUGUUAGGCUGUUACAUAGUUUCAAUUCGCCUCAGUACUGUAAUUUUUAACGUGGUUCACUGAAAUAAAAUAUGCUUCCAAUGUCCU
Molecule: messenger RNA, 1675 nt
Organism: Hevea brasiliensis (rubber tree)
Lineage: Eukaryota; Viridiplantae; Streptophyta; Magnoliopsida; Malpighiales; Euphorbiaceae
Product: GATA transcription factor 24
Exons: 11
Coding region: 277-1341 (354 amino acids)
Biological process (GO): regulation of DNA-templated transcription
Molecular function (GO): zinc ion binding; protein binding; sequence-specific DNA binding
Source: RefSeq, a predicted model, not a curated record